Molecule: messenger RNA, 1059 nt
Organism: Striga hermonthica
Lineage: Eukaryota; Viridiplantae; Streptophyta; Magnoliopsida; Lamiales; Orobanchaceae
Source: the annotation of a GenBank genome assembly
AUGGCUAUCACCGAGCCAAGCUACUGGGAGGUAGCUCGUGAUGCCAUCACUCCACCCGUGCAAACGCUUAAGGUGUUGCUGCAAUUUUACAUUCUUGAAUUUGGGCACUGCCUCCUGAAAAUCGCCGGCGGACCCUCGUCGUUGUCUUCUUCCCCCGUUCGGAAGCUCUCCCAUUUCCCAGAUAUCGACAAGGUAAUGGCAGGAGAGGAAGGUAUUCACGUGCCUUCUCAGAAAUCGCAGUUUGACCAAACACAAGCCAACUGGAAGCAGGAGAUGGAAAGGAGCCAGUCUCAACUGGAUGCCUUGCAAGAGAAGCUUAAAGAGGUCAAGGCUUGCAUAAAAGGGUCAGAGGCGGAUGCAAAGAAGGAAGUAAACGUUCUCUGGCGUAGGGUCAAAACUUGUGCCACAUUGUUGACUUACUUGAAAUCCAAAGCCCGAAUUAUGGCAGUCCCACAUUUAUCCCACACAUCUUGUGGUAUAACAAAUUUAGACGGUGUGGGUUUCGUGGACAGAAAUGGUGUGCCAUUGUCCGGAUGGUCAAGGAAUGUAGAUAUUUCAUCCUUUGACAGUGCCGAUGAGGAAACAUGGAUGGCACUUAGCAGUCGGGAGGGUUCUCUUGACGAACAUGAUGGGGUUUAUAUUAAUGAAUUACUUAAGAGUGUCCAAAUGGUUACUGAUGUAAUGGAAACCCUUGUCAAGAGAGUUAUCAUGGCAGAAUCUGAAAUGGCCACCGAGAAGGAAAAAGUGACGGUUGGGCAGGAAGAGAUUAAGAAGAAGACAGUUCAGAUCGAGAAUAUGUCUGUAAAAUUAGAAGAGAUGGAACAAUUCGCAAUGGGCACAAAUAGCGUUUUGAAUGAGAUGAGACAAAGGGUUGAGGAUUUGGUUGAGGAGACAUCUAGACAGAAGCAAAGAGCUGCAGAGAACGAGCAGGAGCUUUGCCGUGUAAAACAAGACUUCGAAUCCCUGAAAUCUUAUGUCAGCACUCUGAUUAGCGUGAGGGAAACACUUCUUUCUUCGGAGAAACAGUUUCAGACAAUUGAAAAGCACUUUGAGCGGUAA